AGCAAGUUAUAGAUAGACGUCUCAAACUUGUAAGCUCUCUAUCUGCUUUAUCUGUGACUUCUGCUUCUUCUUCUUAUACAGCAGUUCUCGAUGUCAGGAUGGGCCACAUCUUGCUCUGUGUGCUGGGUUUUUUCUGGCUCGAUACACAUUUUGCUGGCUGUGCAGAAGUGUCUCGGCCGACUGUGACCCUGCAGCCCAACUGGUCUGUUGUAUUCAGAGGAGAGACGGUCACUCUGAGAUGUGAGAUCCAGGAUGAUGGAGGAAGAACUCAGUGGAAUUAUGAAUGGAGUCCAGCCAAUAGAAACGCUCCAACAUCCAGUGAAUACAGGAUCAGCAGCGUCUCUGAGUCUGAUAGUGGAAACUACUGGUGUGAGGCCAGUGGAGGCCAUCAGAAUACAGACUGGAGUUUUCCCUUCAGGCUGACAGUGAGAUGUAAGUCAGACCUCCUCUGAGACUGAAUUAGUUCAGU
Molecule: messenger RNA, 469 nt
Organism: Poecilia reticulata (guppy)
Lineage: Eukaryota; Metazoa; Chordata; Actinopteri; Cyprinodontiformes; Poeciliidae
Source: RefSeq, a predicted model, not a curated record